This is a messenger RNA of Paramisgurnus dabryanus, 1853 nucleotides long. RefSeq lists its product as uncharacterized. The record is from RefSeq and is a predicted model, not a curated record. Lineage: Eukaryota; Metazoa; Chordata; Actinopteri; Cypriniformes; Cobitidae.
AUGUCCGUGGCAGAGGCUCAAAACUCAAGCGAAAUGUUUCAACAACCAAGCACCAGCACCAGCGAGGAAAAGAAACACCCCACUCGUCUAGAGAGGUACACAAAACUUACUUCAGCAGCCAUCAAAAGGAAGUCAUCCACUGAAGGUUCUUUGGCCCCACCCUCCAAACAAACCAAGCUGUGGGAAACUCAAAGAGUGUCCCAGGCAAGUGUAGAUAAAGUAGUCCUCCAAUUUAUUGUCCAAGGCUUGCACCCACCACACAUUGUUCAGCAACAGGGCUUCAUUAAUCUUGUGCAACAUCUUCAGCCAAAUACAAAUGUCAUGACACGCAAUACUGUUGUCAACAAAGUCACAAAGGCCUCUUUUGAAAUGAAAAGAAAACUGAAAGCUGCUCUAAGUGGAAUUGAGUUCAUAACAACAACAACGGACUGCUGGACAGCACACCGUUGCGGUUUCAUUGGUGUCACUGCACACUGGUUUUACCCCCAGACCAUGCAGAGAUCCUGUGCUGCACUGGCAUGCAAGCAGCUAAAAGGGUCCCACACCUUUUCUGCCCUGGCUGGUGCCCUAAAUGAUAUUCACACAGAAUUCAAUAUCAGAGAGAAGAUUGUUCGCACUACUACUGACAACGGAUCAAACUUCCUGAAAGCCUUCAGAGUUUAUGGGCAGACUGAUGAGAACAACAAUCCUGAACCUGUAGGAGAGGGUGAUGGAGAAGAGGAUGAUGGUGGGCAAAAUGAUGAUCACGAUGAAGAAGAGGAAAGCUUUGAGGGUGUGGAUUUUGUUGAUGCCGGAGCUCUGUUGGACGAAGAUGAUUACUUGGAAUACCAGCUACCCAAGCACCAUCGCUGCGACUGCCACCUCCUUAAUUUAGUAUCCACAGUUGAUGCUUCAAAAGCAGAAGUCAAUCCAUUGUACAAGCGUGUGUCAAGGUCCACAUUUGCCAAAUGCUCUAGCCUGUGGAACAAAAGUUCAAGAUCAACCACCGCAUCUGAAGUAAUUGAAGACCACUGCAAACUCCAACUCGUAAGGCCUGUUGGUACAAGGUGGAAUUCACUAUUCUCAGCUGUAGAAAGAAUAGUGAGAAUAACAAGAGAACAAGGCGAAGGAGCCCUCGCAGCUGUCUGCAGUGAACUAGAUACACCCAAAUUUACUCCAGUGGAACUUGCAUUUCUUGCAGAAUAUUCAAAGACAAUGAGCCCAGUUGCAAAGGCACUGGAUGUUCUUCAGGGAGAAACCAGUGUGCAGAUGGGUUGGUUGGUCCCCACCAUAACUCUACUAAGGACCAAGCUCCAGCACCUUCAGGUCACCUCCAAGUUCUGUGAACCUUUGAUUGCUGCACUUCUUUCAGGCCUUGAAAAACGAUUUGGCGAGAUGCUUGCUGAUCCAGAGCUGAUAGCCGCAGCCAUUCUAGUUCCUAAAUUUAAGACCUGCUGGACAAGUGACGAAAAUAUCCUCAAACUUGGCCUUGACUACAUCAAAAACCACUUGGACUGUCAGGCUGAGAAUAUCAUCAAUGAGGGCUCCCAAUCAUCUGAGGAAGAGGACUUCUUUUCCUCCUUGAAGAAGACCAACCCGCUUGAAACAACACAGCAGUUGGAUGCAUACCUGGGGUGCCCAGGAGACACAGUAGAGGUACUGAAGUCCUUCCCAGCUGUGUGCCAGCUAUCACUUAAGCUUAAUAUGGCACUCCCUGCAUCAGCAGCCUGUGAAAGACUGUUUAGUGUUGCAGGGCUGAUCUUCAGGCCAAGAAGAGCAUGCAUUGGUUCAAAGAACUUUGAGAACCAGCUGCUUUUGCGGCUGAACAAAGCCUAUUGGUAACUCUGUCACAUGUUCUGUGCUUAACUGAUGUU